Fonticula alba is the source of this 2136-nucleotide messenger RNA. RefSeq lists its product as hypothetical. Lineage: Eukaryota; Rotosphaerida; Fonticulaceae. Gene Ontology annotation, cellular component: cytoplasm. The record is from RefSeq and is a predicted model, not a curated record. Gene Ontology annotation, molecular function: flavin adenine dinucleotide binding; electron-transferring-flavoprotein dehydrogenase activity. The coding region runs from base 1 to 2136 and encodes 711 amino acids. The transcript has 2 exons.
AUGCUGCUGGGCACCAUCCGCAACCGGGUGGCCAACCGGCGCAACAACGCCGUCGCCAAUGCCUCCGACUCCGACUCCGACAGCGAGUACACUCAGCCACUCUCUGGCGAGACCACCCCAGACACCUCCUCCACUCAGGACUGCGCCUCGUCGGCCGCCACGACCGGCGCCCUGGAGGAGCUCUGGGCCAUUGGCGCCGACCCCGGGGACAGUGGGCUCCUCGAUGGCGAGGAGGAUUCCUCCUCCUACUCCGACCACCCGGAGGGCGGGCUUUGCUCGACGACCGUGGCCACCCCGCCCGGGUCGCCCACCUUCGCCACCCGGCCCAAUGGCGGCGAGCCGACCCUCCGGGCCGAGUCCACCUCCAUGCUGGCCUUGGAUCGGGCCUACCGCAAGCUGAGCUUCGACUCGUCGUCCGAUUCGGAGCCCUCGCGCCAGCGCUCCCACCGCCGGGCGGCCGCGCACUUCUCCUCGGUGCCGCCCUCGCCCACCAGUGGCGGCGCCCCGGGCCUGGCGGGAAUCACCGACACCGGGUCCCUUCCCCGGUCGCUGGCCGAGUCCCGGUCGGACUCCCUCUCGCUGGAUGAUGUCCUCGGCCGGUCGGACCUGCGUACUGCUCUGCGGGUUUUCGCCGGCACCGAGUUCGCCGAGGAGAAUGUCUUCUUCCUGGAGGAGUUGGCCCUGCUCAAGCGCUUCCCCGAGUGGCGCCUUGUCCAGGAGAUCCUCAAUGACUACAUUCGCAGCGAGUCGCCCCUGGCCCUGAACAUCGAGCACCGGACGCGCGAGCGCAUCAUCGAAGCCGCCACGGCCCUCACCCCGGAGAUCAUCAAGGCCAUGCCCAAGAACCAGCCGAUCACGCUGUUCGACCCGGCCGCGCGCGAAGUUCGCUCCCUGAUUGAGACCAACAUCCUGCCCAAGUUCAAGCAUGCCCUGUCGCGCGUGAACAUCGCCCCGACCCUCUCAGUUGUUCCCCCCAAUGCCCGGAGGGUCGUGAUUGUCGGCGGCGGCAUCCUCGGGGCCUUCUGUGCCCGGCUGCUGGAUGCCAUGCCUCGCUUCCAUGUGACCCUGGUCGACACGAAGGAGUACUUCGAGCUGACCCCAUCCAUCACCACGGUCAUGGCCAACCCCUCGCUGGUGGAGAACCAUCGGUUUUUGCAUACCUCCUACGUGCGCAACGGCCGGGUGGUCAUCGGGUAUGCCACGGAGGUGUGCCACCGCCAGGUCCGCGCCGAUGGCCAGUCCAUCCCCUAUGACUAUUUGGUCAUUGCCACCGGGGCCACCUACAAUUCGCAGAUCCGCGGCAACAAUGUCACCACCUCCUACCGGACGAAGAAGCUGAAUGCGGAUUUCCGGUCGCUGGAGCAGUCCCGCUCGGUGCUCAUCAUCGGUGGUGGGUCGGUGGGCGUGGAGCUGGCCGCCGAAUUUGCCGAGCGCUUCCCCACCAAGCACAUUAUGCUGGUCAGCAGCAGCCCCUUCCUCCUUCGGCGUCUUCCCAAGAAGGCCCACCGUUUGGUGGCUCCCUACCUGGAGUCCCUCGGGGUGGAGCUCAUCCUCGGCGAGCGGGUGGUCAACCUGGACACCACCGGUCGGCGCAUGGAGACCGACACCGGGCGCAUCAUCGAGUGUGACAAGUUCUACCUUGCCACGGGUCAAGUCCCGCAGACUCGCUUCCUCAAGGCCCACUUCAGCAACCUCCUGGACACCACGGGCUUCAUUCGGACGCGGCCCACCCUGCAGGUGUUUGGCUUUGAUCACAUCUUCACCGGUGGCGAUGUGGCCAAUCUCAAGGUGGAGAAGUUGGCCUUUGCCGCGGCCUCACAUGGCGUCUCCAUCGCGCGGAACAUCUGCCGGAUUGAGAAGGGCCGCGCCCCGCUGGUCAUCGGCACCAAGGGCACCGCCGCCUCCCCGGGGAAGCCCAUUGCCCAGGUGGUGUCCCUGGGCCAGAGCAGUGGCCUCUUUGCCAUGCGCGGGUCCUACAUCGCCAUCGGCAUGCGGUAUCUCAACCUGAAGAAGAACUUCGAGCGGGACAUGAUGCUCAUGAUCCAGGGCCGGGCGCCGAUCAGCGCCCUGCUGGGCAAGGUUCCCUCUGUGCUGCCGGCUGCCACCAAGCCCAUGGAGAAACGCCCCCGGUUCUAA